Messenger RNA from Mytilinidion resinicola, 1296 nucleotides. RefSeq names its product Metallo-hydrolase/oxidoreductase. Bases 278 to 1282 code for a protein of 334 amino acids. NCBI's taxonomy places the organism in Eukaryota, Fungi, Ascomycota, Dothideomycetes, Mytilinidiales, Mytilinidiaceae. The record is from RefSeq and is a predicted model, not a curated record. The transcript has 5 exons.
CGUCAUCCUUUCUAGGCAGUGCUGCGGGUGCUGCUGGCGUGAGAUGGCAGUUAUAUUGGCUGGGUCCCAGCUUCUUGAGAUCUUCACAUAGCUGGACACAGUGCUCAUCGGCCUUUCUCUGCCUUGCAUCACAAGCCGCCAAACAUUACCACCAGUGACGACAUGGCUUUGUUUACCGACGACUUCUGUGACCCCGUCCGCUUCUUCUUCUCUUCUAUGUUCAGUUGUUUGCCUUGCUGCAAUAUUUACGCUAGUCAUUCUAUUUUCCACUCUCACGAUGAAACACCUUUACGUCGAUCCGAGGAAAGAAGAGGCUCCCACUAGAGAGCGCAAAGCACAUUUGACAUGUCUUCCCAAAGCAAAAGAGACCAAACUUCACCCAACCAGGCCUGGCGGUGAAACUGCGAGUCUGUUCUUCGUGGGAACUGCCACCACCAUACUAGAGUGGGAAGGUAUGCGUGUAAUGACCGAUCCAAACUUCCUCCACGCCGGCGAUCAUGUCAGUUUAGGUCCUGGAAUAUCUGCAGAGCGCAUCACGAACCCAGCUGUGGACCUCCAAGACCUUCCCCGGAUUGAUGCAGUGCUCCUCUCUCACUACCACGGCGACCACUUUGAUCAGAAAGUAGAAGAAUCCCUUCGACGUGAUAUACCGAUCAUCACUACUCUACAUGCUAAAAGCUGUCUUCAAUCCAAAGGCCAGGAGUCGUUUAGUGAGGUUCACGAUUUGGAAUCCUUCCAAAGCUUGAUGCUGGACAUUGAGACGGGUUCUAUACGAGCUGGAAAGAAGCCUGGGAUCAAAGUCACGGGGAUGCCAGGGAAGCAUGUCAAACCAGGACUCUUGUCUACUGCGAACAACCUUCUGAAAGCCGUUCCUCCGAGCAAUGGAUGGAUGAUCGAGCUGGGAUAUCGGAGUGCCAGUGAUUCAGAGAGCUUUGAAAACAGCUACAGAAUCUACAUCUCCGGCGACACUCUGAUGGUAGAUGAAUUGAAAGAGAUCCACGAGCGAUACAAGGAUCAGAGCAUUGACCUCAUGUUGAUACAUCUCGGCGGAACCACGCUACCGUCGCCAGCAGUACCAUUAUUGAUGGUGACCAUGGAUGCGAAGCAGGGAGUCGAGCUGGUACAACUGAUCAAGCCGGACGUUACGAUUCCAAUACACUACGAUGAUUACAACGUCUUCGCGUCUCCCCUUUCGGACUUCAAGACAGCUGUCGACGAGGCCGAGCUGAGCUCGAAAGUAGUAUACCUGGAUCGCAAGGACGAGUACAAGUUCAAGGUCUGAUGAGGGGGCAGCCG